UGUAGUCGAUGAGGUCUUCGAGUCUGACGGGUCCGUUGCGAUCCUGUCAAAGGUCGAUCGAGGAGUACAUCAGCUGCCAACGAGGUCUGACUGCGAUCAAGCCAGGCACCUUGAGAUGCAAGACAGCCGCGUAGAGUUGCGUUGCAGCCUGAGUGCCUCCUGCUUCUCUCUGUUGAGCUGCGAUGCCCGUACGACCCUGGUAGGCCAUCUGUCGCCGAGAUUCUGAGCUGGGAGCGCCAGCAGGCCGCUGAGGGAAGGUAAGCCUGGUGAGCUGCGUGUGAGCGCGCGAGCCCGUCAACGUCGUCGACCGUCGUGCACUCGUGAUCGUGAGCGUGACGGGUGACCAUCCAGAUGGACCGAUGACGAGGCGACGAUCCGAGAUGGCGACGUCGGGCCAGACUAGCUGGAGGGCAGGCUCGCCUCUCAAGCUGGCUCGCCCGACGUUUGAGCGCGUGAUGUGCUGCCUGCCUGUCCGAACGACCAUCAUCCAUCCACAGCUUCGUGACCUGCUCAUCUGUCCCCGACAGGCUGGCGAGAUCUACAAUGUCACUCUCAGCAGUAUUGUCCGACACGCAGACAUGGGUUCGACCCACCCCAGCCAGUCUAACUUCGUCACUGCUGCCUUUGUUCCCAACUGCCUCACAAAGGGCUGUGGCCUGAUCGCAGCUGGCGGCCAGCAUUCUCAGAUCAUCAUCCGAUCAGACGAUCCACACUCCAGCUGGGCCAUCAAGGAGACCCUGAGCGGCAGCAUCAACAACUCGAUCUGCAUCGCGCCGAGCGCCUUACCCUCAGAGGUCCCCCAGGCGAUCGUGUCCAACAACGACAAUUGCAUCGCCAUCUUCGACAUCACCUGGGCAUCUCGUCAUCUCGAAGCAGCUAGAGAUAGCACGCAAGAGUCUGACGGCGACGACGAGCGACGGCCGACUCGCUCGGCUAGGUCAGCCAAGAAGAGUCUCUCACGUGCGUACCGCGGCAGAUCCGCGCCUGCUUUACUGCGCAGACAGAAUCUACACUUCGACACGCCAAUAAACCAUUCGAGCGUCUCGCCAGACGGGAAGACGAUGGUCUCCGUUGGCGAUUCGACCGAGAUGUUCGUUUGCGAUAUCAGCGCAGCCAAUCAGUUCAGUCUGAUGACAAAACGGCCGUGCGCUCAGGACGCGAGCUUUUCGACCUCGUGGUCACGAGACAGUCGGACGUUUGCAAUCGCUUCACAAGACUGCAGCGUUGCUUUCUAUGACGUCCGCAAUCUCGACAGGCCCAUCAAUCGCUUCAGGACCUCUGCUCCCGCUCGCCUCGUCAAGCACUCUGGCGCGUCUCACGAGCUAACGGCAUUCAGCGAGCAGUACGAUGUAGUGCACGUCAUCGAUUCAAAGACGGUAGAGCAUCUUGGGCAACUGACCAUCGAUCCCGGAGCGAGCACUGCACCCCUGCGGCCCGGUCUGUCUCUGGCAGAAGAACGAGACGCGCUGGCGGCUGUCUGUCCCGAGGGCAUCUCGCCGCAAGCGUGGAUCGACGGUCUGAGCCAGUACACCAACGGCCUCGAAUUUGACAGUGUGACUGACUGCGACGCUGCCGUCAACAUUGUCGGCCUCGACUGGAGCCCGGACGGCGAAGCACUCUAUGUCGCAAGCUUGAGCGGUGUCUGUGAGUAUCGCGUGGAUCAGGCUGCUAGGCAAAGCGCAGUCCAUUUCGAGCUUCUCUGAACUUGUGCCAGACGUGGAUUGCGCCAUCGCGACCGCACGAAAGCUGCUCGUCUGCCGAGGGAUGUUGCGACAGCCAGAGUACGCUGCGCGUGUGGGCUUCGACGACCUGUACUGCUCGGCCCUCUGCCAGAUCCCAGACGAAGAUCUGACCGCUUUCGUCGCCCGACAUCACAGUACGCU
Molecule: messenger RNA, 1883 nt
Organism: Mixia osmundae IAM 14324
Lineage: Eukaryota; Fungi; Basidiomycota; Mixiomycetes; Mixiales; Mixiaceae
Exons: 2
Coding region: 360-1703 (447 amino acids)
Molecular function (GO): protein binding
Source: RefSeq, a predicted model, not a curated record